AUGGUGCUGGUGGGGCAGUUCGCUGCUCGGCAACUGUGUAUGGGACUGGGCUAUGUCUACCCGCUGUAUGCGUCGGUCGAGGCGCUGCGCACGCGCCAGGAGCGGGAACUGUUGCAAUGGAUUGCAUUCUGGGCGGUGAACGCCUUGUUCUGGGUCGUGGAGACCGUGGGCGGCACGGUCAUCUCCUGGGUGCCAUUCUACCUCGAGGCCAAGAUCGUGGCGCUGGCGUGGCUCGUGUUGCCAUCUUAUCGCGGCGCACUUUUGUUGCAUCAGAAAUGGCUGGCCCCGGCCUUCCAGCAGCACGAGGAGGUCAUCGACCACACCAUCGCCGACCUCAAGCGUCGAGCUGGCGAGAAGAUGGUGCAGGUCUGCAAGGACACGGCGGUGAUCGCCCUGCGCAACAGCUCGGACGUCGUGGCUCAGAGUCAGCAGUACGUGGCGGCUCAACUGGUGCAACAAGCUCUGGGCAAACUUCAACCUGCCGCGCCCGCUGAGGCACCAGCUGAGAGUCUGCGGCUGCCGUCGUUGCUGUCAGCUGUGGCGACGGCUGCAACGGGCGCAGUCACAAGCAAACCUGCUGACCCCAAGCAAGAGUCACGUGACGAGCGAGCCGAAGAGAAGGAGAAGGACGCAACACGCUCGAAAAAGGAGUCAAAAGGUGAAACUGAUGCUCAGGAGAAACAAUCGUCGGCCUCGACUCGCACGGAGAAGGCCAAACAGGUCCUCGACCACUUCAAGAAGCUCAUGGUAAAGGGGUUCCAGCUCAAGUAUCACCCGUCAGCUGGGCUCGUGAAAGACCGCGCGUUGAUGCUCGAGUCGCCCAAUUGUCGCUACGUGAGCUUCAUGAGCGCGAGGGAUACUGGCUCCGUCGACAGCAAGAAGAAGGCGGCGCGUUUGCUGCUCCACAAUUUGCGUCGGGUGUCUGCCUCGGUGGUUGAAGAGUCUGCGAUGCACGCCAAGAUGGUCGAGGACGAAGAAGUUGAUGCAAAGAAGGCAUUUGUACUGGACAACGGGAAAGCUGUCAUGCUGUUUGAGGCCGAGUCGUUGAAGAAUCGCGACUUGCUGGUUGCUGGACUUCGACUACUGAUAAAUGAACACAAGAAGCGGGACUCGGUUGCGAUCAACAAAUUGUGCUCCGCUGUUGAGCACGUUAUGAUGCAUCAGGCGUUUACGCAGCUCCGCUCAAACGCUGAACGACGAUCGCGCAAGUAA
Molecule: messenger RNA, 1212 nt
Organism: Phytophthora sojae
Lineage: Eukaryota; Oomycota; Peronosporomycetes; Peronosporales; Peronosporaceae
Exons: 2
Coding region: 1-1212 (403 amino acids)
Source: RefSeq, a predicted model, not a curated record